Messenger RNA from Rhea pennata, 1905 nucleotides. It is a transcript of the gene ERG28, whose product is annotated as ergosterol biosynthesis 28 homolog. Bases 47 to 469 code for a protein of 140 amino acids. Gene Ontology annotation, molecular function: protein-macromolecule adaptor activity. Lineage: Eukaryota; Metazoa; Chordata; Aves; Rheiformes; Rheidae. The record is from RefSeq and is a predicted model, not a curated record. The transcript has 5 exons. Gene Ontology annotation, cellular component: membrane; endoplasmic reticulum.
CGUGGCCGCGGCAGCCGCCCGCCCGCCCGCCGCGCCGCCGGGGAGGAUGAGCCGGUUCCUGAGCGUGCUGCGCAGCUGGCUCCUGGUGGUGUCCGUCAUCGCCGCCGGGAACACCCUGCAGAGCUUCCGCGACCACGGCUUCCUCUCCGAGAAGCUCUACACGGGCGCGCCGGGGCUCGUGAACGGCCUCCAGGCUCGCACCUUCGGCGUCUGGACGCUGCUGUCGUCGGUGAUCCGCUGCCUCUGCGCCGUGGACAUCCGCAACAGGACCCUGUAUUACAUUACACUCUUCACCUUCUUCAUGGCCCUCGUUCACUUCCUCUCUGAAGUCUUUAUUUACCACACUGCAGCCUUGACGAUUGGCGUCAUGGCACCCCUCAUGGUAGCAAGUUUCUCCAUCCUGGGGAUGUUGAUUGGGCUGCAGUACCUGGAGGUAGAAGCACAGUCACAAAACAAGAAGAAAAACUGAAGCUGAAUGCCUUGUGUAGCUUUGUUUCUUCAAGGACUAUGGAAUCAGUACAGGCUUCAGGCAUCGCUUUCUGCAAGUCAAAGAAAAGGAACGUAGUUAAGGCCCUGGAUGGCCAGACCUGGGCUUCAGAGAGAACAGCUGGCCAGAGGAUGGCUCAUCCAUGGCUUUCUGAUAGUGUGCAAAAAUCCUCGAAACAGAAUCACCACCCUUAGGAGAGCUGAAGCCAAGAGUGCAUCUGGCUCCCUCUUCCCUCUCUAGAUCAUUCUAGCACCCAGCCAAGGUGCUCUGGCACAGCAGGCAAAGCAAUGAUCCCACUUCCCUUAGGCUACUUGCUGUAGCCUUCAAGCCUUAGUUUACACACAGAAGCACAGGGGCUGUACAGGCCCAGGUAACACCCCCACAGCCAGCUCACUGGAGACAUAUCACUGCUGGGAGAUAAUCCUCCAAGUGGUAAAGCUGCAGGGGCAGUUCUCAGGGAACGGCAAGAAAGUGCGAACCAACCCUUCAUGCCACGGGGAAGGACAGCAUCUGUGCAAGCACCAGAGGAACGUGCAUGAUGUACACCCUCCAAAUUUUCAGCUCAGGAACUAAUUCCUCUCUGUCCUUAGCCUGGCAUAUCUAGGGCCCUCCUUAACACCCAAACAAGUUGCUGAUACAGCUCACCUUCAAGUCUUCCCCUCUCCCCGUUCAGAGCUGACACCCUGUUCCCUACUCUUCCUUAUCCCCAGUCGGGGCUUACAGCUGGGAUAAUUCCACACCCAAGGUGGUAUAAACAAGGCCUUCAAGGUUCAGUACUUCCAUGCCCAAAAGCCAUAAGGAAUGAAAGGCAAACAUAUGUGAGGCUUUUUCUGCAUAAAUCCUACAAAAGAAUUAGCCUAAUUACCAGAACCCUUCUACCUCCUACAACUUCCUCCCUUAAGGUGGGGCUGCAGAGGCAUUUCCCAGAAGAAAAGCAACAAGGACCCAAUUUGCUGCCCAGUUAACACAAUGCCACCCUGACCCUGGGGCAGAAUGAAAUGCUACAGCACAGCAAUCCCAGUCCAGCCUUUUCGUACAGCCGGGUCACCUCCUUUGCUGAGCCUUUCAAGGGUGGUCCAUGAUUAGACCUGACACUCCAGCUUCCCCAUGGGAAUUCAGAUGCCUCUCUUCAAGUGCUAACUCUUCACAUAGGGUGAGACACCCUAGUUGUCACUGAUUGAAAAGGCAACAUGCAGUCUCUUAAGGGCAAGUGUGGAGUCUCCCAUAGCCUACGCUCUGUGUUAACUCACUGCGAGGCAAGACUGACAUCCAAAGCAGGAGACAGAAGUGCAUGGGAGAGACUCACAUGCCCAAAUCAAAGUCCAGGCAGCAUGAAAGCAAGAGAUACAAACCAGCUUCUCUGAGUAGCUUCUUACACAAACUGCAGCUGAAAAGGUUUUAGAGGUCAGCAGCAAAAU